AACCCCACGGCAAUACUGUGAACAGUUAGUACAGUGUCAUAUAAAGUACAAUUUUAAGCAGAUUGUGGACACUUUUGUAACAACAGAUGUAAGGUAAGGACGAAUAUUGAUAGCUGUGCUGCAGUUAGCCAGUUUGACAGCUUCAACUAGCGCCAAUAGUAGAUUAAAAGGAAAGUUAGAUCGCGAAACACUACGUUCGUAAAGAAAGGAAACUGGCCAGGUUAUGCCAGCAUUUUGUUUUACGUAUUUUUUAUGCGCAGACACAUCUGCAAACCAGUGGGAAUAGGGUAACAAACUAAUAUUGAUUGCUAAACAAACCUGUGCUACCUUGUUAAAAUUGAAAUGGUAUAGGUGAAAGAUAACGAUAAAUGGUGUGUAACGUGCCUACAUUCAACAACGUAGGAUGAAUAACGGAAUAACCUCAGCGACAUUUGUCCGGAGCCUAAAGCAUAGCACACUGCGUCAACUGUCCGACUUCUUGGACCCCCAAGACAGCUGGAAAAAGGUCUUAGGGGAUAUUCAUAAACCGACUGGGGAGCCGAGAUACACACAGCUUCAUCUAAGGAGAUUUGAAAGGUUGGUGUCGAUGGGACGAAGUCCUACGAUGGAACUGCUCCAUGACUGGGGCACCACGAACUGCACAGUGGGGGAACUGGUGGAUAUUUUAUGCAGACACCAGUUACUGGCUGCAGCCAGUCUUUUGCUCCCAGGCACAAUUAAAAUGGAUCCAGGCGUACAAUGCAACGUUCCAGUUCAGGAAUGCCUAUCCCCGAGUAACCAGGUAACGCGUGUGAUUGGUCAGAAGGAGCGGGCCAGUGAAUGUCCACUUCCUGACAGCACCUCAGCACCAGGGGAGAAGGAGGAGGAGCCUGAUGACACAGGGUUCUACAGGUUCUCCUACGACAGGCUGGCGAAAAUGACGGGCGGCUUCGACGAGCGGCCCGCGGCGGAAGGCGGACGGCGGCUGGGCGAGGGGGGGUUCGGGGUGGUGUACCGGGGCUGCUUCAAGGGGAGACAGGUGGCGGUGAAGAAGCUCAAUUGUAUGGAUGACAUCUGCCCUCAAGAGCUGAACAUUCAGUUUAACCAGGAGAUCCAGACGCUCAAGAUGCUUAAACACGUGAACCUGGUAGAGAUGGUGGGAUUUUCCUCUGACGGGGACCACCCCUGCCUGGUGUACGAAUACAUGUCUAAUGGCUCCCUGCUGGACAAGCUGGCCUGCCUGGGGGGAUGCCCUCCUCUGUCCUGGAGUAGGAGGUGUGCGAUCGCCGUGGGAACAGCGAGGGGCCUCGAGUACCUGCAUGCGAACCACCACGUCCACAGAGACAUCAAGAGCGGGAACAUCUUGCUGGACGAAGCGAUGGCGCCCAGAAUCUCGGACUUCGGGCUCACGCGUGCCUCGGCCAAGCGGACGUCGUCGACGGCGCUGACGGAGAAGAUCGUGGGCACCACGGCGUACAUGGCGCCGGAGGCUCUGAGGGGCGAGAUCAGCCCCAAGUCCGACAUCUUCAGCUUCGGCGUGGUGCUGUUAGAGGUGCUCUCCGGACUCCCGCCAGUAGACGAUAGCCGUGAGCCACAGUUCUUGAUGGAAAUGAAAGACGAAAUAGAGGAUGAAGAAAUGACGCUGGAGGACUUUGUAGACAAGAAGAUGGAGGGCCGGGAGCCGCUGGCCGUCGAGAGGAUGUUUUCAUUGGCUCAGCGCUGCCUGAACGAGAGAAAGGGGCGUCGGCCAGACGUCAAACAGGUGCUGAAUCAGCUGGAGGACAUCCUCGCAGCACCGUCAGAACGAUAAGAGCGAAGUGUAGCUCACAGCGAGGGACCGAAACAAAGUUUGGGGCACAAACCAGCGCUCGAGAACCAAGCAGCGGUCAAGAGAACUAGCCAGUGCUUCAGCCUGUGGACAUAAGCAUCCCCAUCCCCACCCUUACUCCAAAGACUUUUUUUUUUUUACAUUUGUGUGUGAGAGUAUGAAUCAUUGCUGUACAGUUCCAUGUCCAAAAACUUUACGCAGAGGUCUGGUUUGAUUGAAGUUACAGAAACUAGGAGCACCAAAGUAACUUUUCCGGUUUUAUGAAAAUGAAAAGCCUCUGGGAGGCAAUGAGGUGCGCUCAAACCGAACCUACGCCCGAAUGUACGAUUUCAAUAAAAUAAAAAAACUUUUUAAAAACA
Anguilla rostrata (American eel) is the source of this 2166-nucleotide messenger RNA. RefSeq names its product interleukin-1 receptor-associated kinase 4 (gene irak4). Bases 404 to 1789 code for a protein of 461 amino acids. The transcript is spliced from 11 exons. The record is from RefSeq and is a predicted model, not a curated record. NCBI's taxonomy places the organism in Eukaryota, Metazoa, Chordata, Actinopteri, Anguilliformes, Anguillidae. Gene Ontology annotation, molecular function: protein serine/threonine kinase activity; ATP binding; magnesium ion binding. Gene Ontology annotation, biological process: protein phosphorylation; signal transduction.